AUGGUGGAGCACACGACGUCCACGCCGUACAUCUCGGUAAUGGACCAGUAUGGCUACCAGAUCGGCAAGGUGAUCGGGCACGGCUCUUACGGCACGGUCUACGAGGCCUACUUUGCCAAGCAGAAGACCAUGGUGGCGAUCAAGAUCAUCUCCAAGAAGAAAGCGUCGGAGGAUUACCUCACCAAAUUCCUGCCAAGGGAAAUUCAGGUGAUGAAAAGCCUGCGCCACAAAUACCUGAUCAGUUUCUACCAGGCUAUCGAGACCACCUCCCGCCACUACAUCAUCAUGGAGCUGGCCCCCUGCGGCGACGUCUUAGAGUGGAUCCAGAAAUCGGGCGCCUGUUCCGAGGCCCUGGCGGGCAAGUGGUUCUCCCAGCUGGCCCUGGGUAUCGCCUACCUACACAGCAAGGGCAUUGUGCACCGGGACCUCAAACUGGAGAACCUCCUCCUCGACAAACGAGAGAACAUCAAGAUCUCCGACUUUGGCUUCUCCAAGAUGGUGACCCCCCAGACGCAGCCGCCGCCCACCCCCUCCUACCGGAUGAUGAGCUGCUUCUCCCACCUGAGCCAGACCUACUGCGGCAGCUUUGCCUACGCUUGCCCGGAGAUCCUGCUAGGCCUGCCCUACAACCCCUUCCUCUCGGACAUCUGGAGCAUGGGCGUCAUCCUCUAUACUCUCAUGGUCGCCCACCUGCCCUUUGACGACACCAACCUCAAGAAGCUGCUGCGGGAGACGCAGAAGGAGGUCUCCUUCCCCAGCCACUUCCAGAUCUCCGAUGAGGUCAAGGUGAGGGAGGCUGGGAAAGGAGGCCCAGCUCUCGGUGGGGCCUGGAGGUCUCCUGAGGCGGCAACCGGUUCCCCAAGCAACGGAGAGCGGUUUGUCCCUGAGGAAAUGACUGCUUUGGAUAGGGUUGCCAAUCCACCGCAGAUGGAUUGA
Heteronotia binoei (common prickly gecko) is the source of this 936-nucleotide messenger RNA. RefSeq names its product testis specific serine kinase 4 (gene TSSK4). The transcript has 3 exons. Bases 1 to 936 code for a protein of 311 amino acids. NCBI's taxonomy places the organism in Eukaryota, Metazoa, Chordata, Lepidosauria, Squamata, Gekkonidae. Gene Ontology annotation, molecular function: tau-protein kinase activity; ATP binding; protein serine/threonine kinase activity. Gene Ontology annotation, biological process: protein phosphorylation; intracellular signal transduction; microtubule cytoskeleton organization. The record is from RefSeq and is a predicted model, not a curated record. Gene Ontology annotation, cellular component: cytoplasm.